This is a messenger RNA of Pyrus x bretschneideri (Chinese white pear), 468 nucleotides long. RefSeq lists its product as uncharacterized. Lineage: Eukaryota; Viridiplantae; Streptophyta; Magnoliopsida; Rosales; Rosaceae. Gene Ontology annotation, biological process: exocytosis. Bases 1 to 468 code for a protein of 155 amino acids. The record is from RefSeq and is a predicted model, not a curated record. Gene Ontology annotation, cellular component: exocyst. The transcript has a single exon.
AUGCUGCCUUCGUCGCCGUGCCACAGCUUCUCCGACUCACUAAUGGAAGAGAACAUCGAAAUCGUUAAGGCCUUAAUCGCCAUGCAGCAUUUCCUCAUCUCCCAAACCAUCAGCGUCGAAAAGCUCAUUCGAGCUCAAAAUCUCAUGCAAUCCGUCAUGAAAUGUCUCGAGAAAGAGUGUUACCAGAUUUUGUUCGCCAAUCGGGAGUAUUUAGACCUCAAAACAGUCUCGAACCGGUCCUCCAAAGCCUCGACUAGGACUAGCGUAUUAGAUCAAGAUUCCGAGUCGAAGGACGAGUCGGUGGACCACAUCUCUUGGGUCGCGAUGUUUGAUUUGAAAUCCAUUGUCGAUUGCAUGAUCGCAUUCGAAUACGGCAAAGAGUGCGUGAGAAUUUACAACAUCAUCAGAAAAUCGAUCUUCAACGAAAGCCUUUACCUCAUCGGCAUCGAGAAGAUGACACUCUCAUAG